UUCUUUAUUUGCUAACUAUAAGUUAGACACUCCUUGUUCCUAUAUAUUAGAGGCCAAACCAAGCACAAACCACACUAAAGAGGGCCUUGCUUUCAACUCUCCUCUAUGUACUAAUUUCCGCCUAGCUAGCUCGCUUUUCCUCUUCCUCUUCCGAACAUGGUGCUGCUAGAAAAUGGCAUCUCAACUUCCAUGAACUCAAAAAUCAUUGGCUCGGGCAGUGAAGUCAUAGUUCUAGCACAUGGGUUUGGAGGAGACCAGUCUGUCUGGGACAAAAUCCUGCCCUCCUUGGCUCAACAUUGCCGUGUUCUUGUCUUCGACUGGACCUUUUCUGGUGCUGUCGAAGAUCCGAACCUCUACGAUCCUGUCAAGUACUCUUCGUACGAUGCUUUUGCCGAUGACUUGAUUUCUCUCCUGGAUGAGAUGAAUCUUCAAUCUUUGGUUUUCAUCGGGCAUUCCAUGUCUGGCAUGAUUGGAUGCAUCGCUUCCAUCAAAAGACCUGAGCUCUUUAAGAGGCUCGUACUCAUUGGAUCUUCUCCCAGGUACAUAAACAUGGACGGUUACGAAGGCGGAUUUGGGAACUCGGACAUUGAUCAGAUCAUCGCGAACGUUGAAUCCAAUUAUCAAAACUGGACCUCAGCCUUUGCUUCUCUUGUAGUCGACGCAAAAGAUCCCCUCUCGGUUGAGAAGUUUGCAAAAUGCUUGAAAAGAAUGAGACCCGAAGUGGCACUUCCCUUAGCCAAGAUUGUAUUUCAAAGCGAUGAACGAGAGGUUCUUGAAAAGGUGAUUACCCCAUGCACAAUCAUCCAAACCACCAACGAUUAUGUCGUCCCAAAUUCAGUGGCACUCUACAUGCAGAAGAAAAUCAAGGGAAAAUCGACCGUGGAGAUGAUAGAAGGUGAUGGCCAUUUUCCACAGCUAACUGCUCACCUCCAGCUCCUUGAAGUGCUACGGCGUGUCCUGGGUUUUGAACUUGGUCGUGAUUAAUUAAUUAAGAACAUAUAUAUAUAUAUAUAUAUAAUAAGAUAAUAUAUGUGGGUGCUUUUUAGGGAAAAUAUCACAAUGAAUACCCGCAAUUAAGGACAUUUUAAUGUUGUGCAUUAAUCAUCGGUUCAUGGGAUAGAUCAGGUAGGAGCCAGUUGGGUCGUCUUAUUGAAGUUUUGAGCUGUUAUUUUAUUAAAGCUUUAUGCUUAUUAAUGUUGUCCUUGAAAUUAUUAUUAUGGUGCUUGUAAACGAAUUGGUGGAAAUAAAUUGCUCGACUUUGGCUGUGUCAA
Carya illinoinensis is the source of this 1271-nucleotide messenger RNA. RefSeq names its product strigolactone esterase D14. Lineage: Eukaryota; Viridiplantae; Streptophyta; Magnoliopsida; Fagales; Juglandaceae. The coding region runs from base 157 to 984 and encodes 275 amino acids. The record is from RefSeq and is a predicted model, not a curated record. The transcript has 2 exons.